UUGCUUACACACACCGACUCACAAAAUAGUCGCAGACGCUUGUCGCAUACCGACUCACAAAAUUGGGUAAGCAUACUCGGCACCUGCACCACUUCCGUUAUCUGGUAAAUGACCGAACCAACAUUAGCCGCAGACCACGAACCAGAUACGGCUCUAGAACGCCAGAAAUCGACUCCGAUUUGAGGAUCAAUUUGGAGUUUGCUUGGCUACGGGAACGCUGUUGACGUGAAGCUUGGAAGCUUUUAACCAACUUCUAUAGCGUAGGGAACAACCCCACACGGGAAGUUCCGCGAUAAGGCAAAAAAGAGAGGAACCUUCAGGUGCUUAGGUCCGUACAACGGAGAUCAGUCUUGUUUAUCGCCGGAGCAGAAAUUGUGAGGAUCCAUUCCGACAGAAAUUCCAUAAUGCUGAAAUGGCAAAAGGUCUGAUAUGGGCAACAGCCGAGGAUUUGGCGCGGAAUAGAGGACAUGUGCUCUCUCUGUAUCGCCAGAUAUUGCGGAGCCUGAACUCCCCUGAUUUGCCACUGAACUUGGCGGCAAGAUUGGCCAAGAAAGCUGAAGUUCGUGCCAUCUUCUUGCUGGCUUCUGAAGAGCGAUCCCUCCACAACAUCGAAGAUCUUUUGGAUACUGCUGAGUACUCUCUCUCCCUCUUAAGAAAAGGCGAAAUCCCAAAAUACAUCCAAUGAAUAAUUUACUCAUCCAUCUCUAAAGGCUCUUUUCACAUCAUGUCUUGUCGUGGAUAGAACCUUGAAAAGUUUUCGGCCUAGAUUUUCAUAUGCAUGCUUCUGCAACGUAUGAUAUAAAUUCUGAUGACAAAGCAAAACCUUGGCUCUUGUUUAAUUUGUCUAGAUCUGAUUAUCAUGUGUAUACAUCUAAAGUUAUGACUCCGCAGAAGAAUUCCUCAAAAUUUUCUUUUGGGAUUAUAAUCAUUUGAUAAAUGAAUGUCUUUUGAUAAUUAGGCAAAUGAAAGUGCUCUCUUUCCCUUU
Molecule: messenger RNA, 985 nt
Organism: Cornus florida
Lineage: Eukaryota; Viridiplantae; Streptophyta; Magnoliopsida; Cornales; Cornaceae
Exons: 2
Coding region: 413-685 (90 amino acids)
Source: RefSeq, a predicted model, not a curated record